This is a messenger RNA of Musa acuminata AAA Group (dessert banana), 545 nucleotides long. RefSeq lists its product as uncharacterized. The transcript is spliced from 3 exons. NCBI's taxonomy places the organism in Eukaryota, Viridiplantae, Streptophyta, Magnoliopsida, Zingiberales, Musaceae. The coding region runs from base 112 to 441 and encodes 109 amino acids. The record is from RefSeq and is a predicted model, not a curated record.
UCAAGACAAUGGUAAUUUGCUCUUUUCCAGAUUGAAGCAUGCAUAUGGCUGUAUUGAUCGUCUCGGAAAGCACAGGAGGGGGGCGACGGCAGAACGGGCGGCGGAGAUGAGAUGGCGACGGAGAUGGGAUCGGGGGAAAUGGAGCACGACGUCCAACGCAUCCUCGAAAAGAUCGAUCAGUUCACUCAACAGGUGUGGGAGCUGCUGGACGCAGGGAGGACGCUGUUCAAAACCCUGUCAUCGGAAUUCGAAGAACGCUUGAUCUCAAUCCACAAGGAGCAGAUGGCGAAGUGGCAGGAGGAGAUCAAGGAGAUGCAGUUGCGUGACACAUGCAACGAAGCAGCUCGAGCUCUCCUUGAGAACGCCCAGCAUUUGCUUCGCAGUGCUCCUCAGGCCUCUCCUACACAGCAGCCUCUGCAGGAUUUCUCAGGUGAAAUGUAAGUGGCGAAGGUGAAAUCUGUGCUUUUGUUUUACUCCUAUGUACUGCCUAAUUCACGAUAACACGACAAUUGUUGCACCCAUGCAACUAGCAAUUCAUAGCUGUG